AUGGCUAGAUGGCAGAUUUUACUCUCCGAGUUCGAUAUAGUCUAUAUAAAUCAGAAGGUUGUUAAAGGGACUGCAAUAGUAGACUUUUUAGCUAGUCGAGCUUUAGAAGACUUUGAACCCCUGGAUUUUGAUUUCCCAAAUGAAGACUUGAUAUGCGUGGCAACUGCUGAACAAGGUUCUCAAGAAUAUCAUCCUUGGAAAUUAAAUUUCGAUGGAGCUUCAAAUGCUGUAGGAAAUGGGAUUGGGGCAGUCCUGAUGUCCCCAAUUGGAGACCACUAUCCUUUCACCAGUAAAUUGGAUUUUGAUUGCACAAAUAAUAUGGUCGAAUAUGAAGCGUACAUCAUGGGCAUCCGUGCAGCUAUAGAACGUAAAAUUAAGACGUUAGAGGUAUACGGGGACUCUGUGUUGGUAAUAUACCAAUUCAAGGGUGAAUGGGAGACGAGAGACCUCAAAUUAGUCAGGUAUCAAAAGUUGGUCCUUGAACUGACGGAAGAGUUUGAUGACAUUACUUUCCACUGUCUCCCACGAGAUGAGAACCAAAUGGCUGAUGUAUUAGCCACUUUAGCUUCCAUGAUUAAGGUGAACAAGCUAGAAGAUAUGAAACCUAUCCAGAUGAGCAUUUAUGAGACCCCGGCUCAUUACUACAAUAUCGAGGAACAGAAAAAUGUUAGUCAUCCUUGGUACCAAGUCAUAUUACAAUACGUGAAGAAUCGCGAGUACCCUGAGCAGACAACGGAGAAUGAUAAGAGGGCAUUAAGGAGAUUAGCCAUAGAUUAUGUCCUAGAUGGAGAGAUUUUAUACAAAAGAGGAAAGGAUCAAGUAUAUGCUACUUCAUAUGCUAAUGUCACGAAAUCAGCAGUCAAUAAGUUCUUGAAAAAAGAGAUCAUAUGCCGAUACAGAAUGCCCGAAAGAAUCAUAUCUGACAACUUGCUGAACUUGAACAAUAGCGGAAUAGAGCGAAUCGCAUCAGACUUCUCUUCAAAGUUGCAGCAGAACAAGUUCAAGCUACGAGUUGCAGUGGAGUGGAUCGAAGCACCAAUUCCUACACCUCUGAAGAGGCAGUAG
This is a messenger RNA of Gossypium raimondii (Peruvian cotton), 1065 nucleotides long. RefSeq lists its product as uncharacterized. NCBI's taxonomy places the organism in Eukaryota, Viridiplantae, Streptophyta, Magnoliopsida, Malvales, Malvaceae. Bases 1 to 1065 code for a protein of 354 amino acids. The transcript has 3 exons. Gene Ontology annotation, molecular function: nucleic acid binding; RNA-DNA hybrid ribonuclease activity. The record is from RefSeq and is a predicted model, not a curated record.